AUGUCCGACAGAGCAGUGCUAAGCUUCGACAGUGACUCGUCGUCCAAUGAAACACGGUCUCAACAUCGUCCGUGUCCCAGACUGAUUCCUGACAAACUAACUGUUCACAACGAAACGAAUGAAUUAAUCCAUUAUCACUUCGUAAGUAAUUUUCCUCAUCUGAUAACGGUGGAGCCGGUAUGCUUUCGAGUGCAAGGCACAGACGAAAUUGAGGUUCAUAUCCAAAUAGUGCCAUCGCACCUCAAAGCAGACGAGGUUUUCUCUAUUAACGAAGCGGGGACGUUGAAGACAUACGCAUCCACAACAAACAUAUGCCCAGAUCGGAUGGGGUAUUUUUCGUCAGAAUUACUCCCUGACUCGUACCUGGUGCACACCUUCGCGCUACACAUAAACAAUGAGUGGUUGUUGAGCCAACUGUCGUCACGGGAUGUAAGCGACGACGUGGAGAACGUAGAGGAUUAUCUCGAUCUGGACUACAGCCAAAUGUACUCGGAUGUAAAUGUCGAUGAACAGCUCAACGAGUACAAACAGUACUACGACAACGACGAAGACAUUUUGUCGGAUGUGAUCAAAAAGAGACGUGUUAGCGACAUCGCCGAGUCAUUCUCUUCAUCCGUCGAGAACAUAUCGCUGGAAAUGAGAUGGACAGAAGAACAGGAUACAAGCCUAGCUUUGUCCGAACGACUCAGUGAGCUGGAGUGUUUACUUGAAAGCGAGGAUUCUCAAGAAUCAGAGGAGGAUUAG
Soboliphyme baturini is the source of this 744-nucleotide messenger RNA. The record is from the annotation of a GenBank genome assembly. Lineage: Eukaryota; Metazoa; Nematoda; Enoplea; Dioctophymatida; Soboliphymatidae.